CAUUCUGCAGAGAAAGGCAGAGAGAAGGAGGUCAGGGUGGGAGUGGAUACGCCUAGAAGUAGUUUUCACCGGCCAGCUGGCUGUUUGCAAGAUCUCAGACAGCAGCAGUUCAUGCUGUAUGCUGAGGGAACCUCUUUCUGCCAUCGGAGAAAAAUGGCUUCUGUUUAAAAGAUUUCUGAUGAUUUUGACAGCAUUUGAGAUUCAGCCCGUUAGCUGCUCCAACCCUGUGCUGACGACUUUGAACCUGCCUCGCUUGCAUACCUUGCAGAGGAAAUGCUCUGCUGCGUGCUGUGUACAAGCAUCGUGUUUUUUGGCGAUCGUGCAGAAAGCUGGAUACUGCAGUGAGUUGAAGAUAUAAAGGGAAUGCUCAGAACACAACAGAAGCACGCGCAAUCCUGGAUAGGUACUCUCUGACGGAGGCCAAACUCUGAGGUGGAGGAGGCUGUAAAGAGGCCCUGAAGGAGCCUCCCACCCUUCUCUACCCGACCAGCCGGACACAUUGGACAGCCAUGGCUCCUCGGAAACGUGGUGGCGGCGGUGGCCGCGGUGGCCUCUCCUUCGUCUUCUGCUGUUUUAACAGCAGUGAUCACCCAGAGAUCACCUACAGGCUUCGGGAGGACUUUGCCCUGCAGGCCAUGGAGCCGGCACUGCCGAUACCAGGAUACGAUGAGCUGGAUGGCAUGUUCUCCGAGUUGGUGGAUGAGCUUGACCUCACAGAGAAACACAGGGAAGCCAUGUUCGCCCUGCCUGCAGAGAAGAAAUGGCAAAUCUACUGCAGCAAAAAGAAGGAACAAGAAGAAAACAAAAGUGCUACUAGUUGGCCAGAAUACUACAUCGAUCAGCUCAAUUCAAUGGCAGCUAGAAAGACGCUCCUCGCUCUGGAGAAAGAAGAUGAGGAAGAGAGGAAUAAAACCAUAGAGAGCCUGAAGACUGCUCUGAGGACCCAACCUAUGAGGUUUGUGACUCGCUUCAUUGAUCUGGAUGGCCUUACGUGUAUCCUGAACUUCCUGAAAAGCAUGGACUAUGAGACCACAGAGUCACAGAUCCACACAUCACUGAUCGGCUGCAUCAAAGCUCUGAUGAACAAUUCGCAGGGCCGCGCCCAUGUCCUCUCUCACUCCGAGAGCAUCAACAUCAUUGCUCAGAGCUUGGCCACGGAGAACAUCAAGACCAAGGUUGCAGUGCUGGAGAUCAUGGGUGCUGUCUGUCUGGUGCCUGGUGGACACAAAAAAAUCCUGGAGGCCAUGCUGCACUACCAGCGCUUUGCCUGUGAGAGGACACGCUUUCAGACACUUAUAAACGAUCUGGACCGGAGCACAGGACGAUACAGAGAUGAGGUCAACCUGAAAACAGCCAUCAUGUCCUUUAUUAAUGCUGUGCUGAGUCAAGGCGCUGGAGAGGCAAGUUUGGAAUUUCGUAUCCACCUACGAUACGAGUUUCUUAUGCUGGGGAUCCAACCUGUGAUCGAUAAGCUGCGUUCUCAUGAAAAUUCCACAUUAGACAGGCAUUUAGACUAUUUUGAAAUGCUGCGGAAUGAGGAUGAACUGGCUUUGUCAAAACGUUUUGAGUCGGUACAUAUAGACACCAAAAGUGCCACCCAAGUUUUUGAUCUCAUCCGCAAGAAGAUGAACCACACUGAUGCAUACCCGCACUUUAUGUCUGUCCUGCAUCACUGUCUCCUCAUGCCACACAAGAGGAGUGGUAACACAGUGCAGUACUGGCUGCUAUUGGAUCGUAUCGUCCAGCAGAUGGUCUUGCAGAAUGAUAAAGGUCACGACCCCGACGUCACACCACUGGAGAAUUUUAAUGUGAAGAAUGUUGUCCGGAUGCUCGUCAAUGAAAAUGAGGUCAAACAGUGGAAAGAGCAGGCAGAGAAAAUGAGAAAAGAACACCACGAGUUGCAGCAGAAAUUUGAUAAGAAGGAGCGGGAAUGUGAUGCAAAGACCCAGGAGAAAGAGGACAUGAUGCAGACACUCAACAAAAUGAAAGAGAAGCUGGAGAAGGAGAGCACCGAGCACAAGAAUGUCAAACAGCAAGUGGCCGAACUCACAGCCCGACUGCACGAACUCAGUACUUUUAAAAGAUACAGGUGGCAAUAUUCUACAUGUUUUCUGUUGUCAAAAAAUCCCAUGAAAAGACCAAAACCAAAAAUGAUCAGUUCUCUUAUUCCUCCUCCACCGAUGUCAGGCUUUGGACCACCUCCCCCACCACCUCCUGGCAGUAUGAUGCCUCCUCCACCUCCCCCGCCCCCUCCUCCAGGUGGCCCCCCACCUCCUCCCGGACGGCCACCCAUCGGAGGCAUCCCUCCUCCGCCAGGAGCACCCCUGGGCUCAUCUCUUAAGAAGAAAAACAUUCCUCAGCCAUGUAAUCCACUCAAGUCCUUCAACUGGUCCAAGUUGGCUGAGAAUAAACUGGAGGGCACUGUGUGGAUGGACGUGGAUGAUGCCAAGGUUUUCAAAAUCCUGGAUUUAGAAGACAUUGAAAAAACCUUCUCUGCCUAUCAGAGACAGCAGGACUUCUUUAUGAUCAAUAACAGCAAGCAGAAAGAGGCAGAAGACGACAUGCUGGGCUCGAAAAAAGUCAAGGAGCUGUCAGUCAUCGAUGGCCGUCGAGCUCAAAACUGCAACAUCCUUCUCUCGCGAUUAAAGCUUUCAAAUGAGGAGAUCAAGAGAGCUAUUCUCACCAUGGAUGAACAGGAGGACCUUCCCAAAGACAUGCUGGAGCAGCUACUGAAGUUUGUCCCAGAGAAGAGUGAUGUGGAUCUUCUGGAGGAGCACAAACAUGAGCUCGACCGAAUGGCAAAACCAGACCGUUUCCUCUAUGAGAUGAGCAGAAUAAACCACUACCAGCAGAGGCUGCAGUCUCUAUACUUCAAAAAGAAGUUUCCAGAGAGGAUAGCUGAGAUCAAGCCUAAAGUUGAAGCUCUAACCAAGGCAUCUAAAGAGGUUUUACACAGUAGAAACCUGAAGCAGCUGUUGGAGGUGGUGCUAGCCUUUGGAAACUACAUGAACAAGGGUCAGAGGGGGAAUGCUUAUGGCUUCAAAGUGUCUUCACUCAACAAGAUCGCUGAUACCAAAUCCAGUAUUGACAAAAACAUCACUCUCCUGCACUACCUGAUCAGCAUCCUGGAGAAGAAAUAUCCCAACGUCCUGAAGUUCCAGGAGGACCUGCAGAGUGUCCCAGAGGCAGCCAAAGUCAACAUGACUGAGCUGGAAAAAGAUAUCUGCAACCUGCGCAGUGGCUUGAAAAGUGUCGAGAGCGAGCUUGAAUACCAAAAGAAUCGACCCCAAGAACAGGGCGACAAGUUUGUAUCGGUAGUGAGUCAGUUCAUCACUGUGGCCAGCUUCAGCUUCUCUGAUGUGGAGGACUCUCUCGGCGAGGCAAAAGAACUGUUCCUGAGGGCAGUAAAGCACUUCAGUGAGGAUGCCAGCAGAAUGCAGCCAGAUGAGUUUUUUGGCAUAUUCGACCAGUUCCUGCAGUCGUUCUCCGAGGCUCAGCAGGAGAACGAGAACAUCCGAAAACGCAAAGAAGAGGAGGAGCGCAGGGCCAAGAUGGAAGCUCAGCUAAAAGAACAGAGGGAGAAAGAGCGAAAGGCCCGGAAGGCAAAGGCAAACGGGGAGGAUGAUGGUGGUGAGUUUGAUGAUUUGGUGUCGGCGCUACGAUCGGGUGAGGUCUUUGACAAGGACUUGUCCAAGAUGAAACGCAACCGCAAACGCAUCAACAGCCAGACCACGGACUCGAACAGAGAGCGCCCAGUCACAAAACUUAACUUCUGAGGAGUGGCUGAGUGCAGCAAGGGUGAUGAAAUCACCCGUCCACCCUGCCAGCACUUCCCACAGUUAUUUUCACUGUGGGUCGACCCAACACGCACAUUCCUCAGCACCCUCCUCCGCCACCACCCAGUUCAACAAGCCACGACCUCACAUUGUCGCUGUAGAGCCCCACACAGCACCACGUUUAGACCUUUCAUCCUCUGAUUUCCCACAACCAAAAUCUGUUAUUAAUGACCAAAUCAGAUAAUUAGUUUGGUCGAAUGACAUGUUUUCAGAAGAUGUCAUGUAGGACCAGGAUGAUUUACUUCAUUUGAGGUGAAAGAGAUGCUCAAAGCUGUUUUGAUGGGAACCAUUCUGUCUGUGCUGCUGUCUAAUAGCUGCAGUGAGAAAUGUGCAGUUAUUAGACAGCUUCAGGGUUUGGCGCUCGAUCCAAACAGGAAGAUGAUUCCAUUAAAAACACAAGGGGCCAUUUUGUAUUGACUAAUUUCAUAGAUUGAGAUUGACUGCGUUCACACCCCUGAAUUGUCAAAGAGACGGUUUUUGGAGUAUGAGCGGGAGGAUUCAUCCCAAUUCCCAAAUUUGAUUGUUCCUCAGUUCUCAAUCAACCCGGAAGUCAUACUGUCUGCCAUCUUGAAGGACAUGCCAAAGCUCUUAUUCCUGCUCUGAGGAGUGAGGAUCGAGAAGGCUGCCUAGAGGAAACAUGUGCAAGGACACAAGAGACCAUCCAUUGUGGAAGUCUUUAUGGACCAAAAACACGCCUCUUUAUCAGAAAUCAGUUCAUAAUUGGGUGCUUCAGAGGAAAGGAUGUCUCUCAAAACAUUUCCUUGAUUCCUCUCUCCUCACAUUUUUUUCCCCUCACAUCCUACACACUAAGCCACAAGGAAAAAACAUAAGUGAGAGAAACUUGGAUCCAAGUAAAGGAAUUGAGAUGUACCCUGAAUCUAAGCUCCCUGUCAGCGCUGCCGCUUUAUUGCAGUCAGGACCAUCCUAAGACUGAGACACAGUGUUGUUAAACAUACAUUGUUUAACUACAGGUGACGCAGCUGAAAAGCAGAUUUUUAUUUCUAUUCACCAUUAUUUGCAUGCAGCAUUUAUAUAUCUGAUUGCUGUAUGUUUUAUUUGAACUGUUUUCUGUUAAGAGCUGGCCUUAACUAUCUUGAGUUUAAUUGUUGAGUGGGUACUCUGAAAGGCCUGGGGCUAAUCUGCAUUCUCAACAUGGACAUUCAUGUCAUAGAUUACAUAUAUCUAUAAAUACGGUUGUGUAUUGGUUAUACAUGGACAUAUGAAUUCAUAAUUACUAUGCUAAAUGCAAUUAAACUCAUGUCCGACGACUGCAAUACAGUUCUUUUCACCUCUGAAGGGAGUGCCCUCCAUUUAUGUCUUUGUUUGAAUAGAUGAAAUAUGUUUUCUGCACAUGGGCUGGAUUUAUGCUGCAAAAAAAGGAAAGAGGAAACAAAACCCUGUUUCCAAAAAACAUCACAAUGUGGAUGUGUAACUUCUGAUUUCAGUCUGCCAUUAGCAGCCGUGUGAAUUCAUCCAAUGUCAGACACUUACAAUAAACUUUUAUAAUUUAAAUAUCACUUUCCAUUGUACAGUGACCUGAUAAUAAAAGGGAGAAGACAGUUUUGAGUUCUUGUAUUAA
Molecule: messenger RNA, 5415 nt
Organism: Monopterus albus (swamp eel)
Lineage: Eukaryota; Metazoa; Chordata; Actinopteri; Synbranchiformes; Synbranchidae
Product: disheveled-associated activator of morphogenesis 1-like
Exons: 26
Coding region: 510-3776 (1088 amino acids)
Biological process (GO): actin cytoskeleton organization
Cellular component (GO): stress fiber
Molecular function (GO): actin binding; small GTPase binding
Source: RefSeq, a predicted model, not a curated record